This is a messenger RNA of Drosophila subpulchrella, 648 nucleotides long. RefSeq lists its product as uncharacterized. The transcript is spliced from 2 exons. Lineage: Eukaryota; Metazoa; Arthropoda; Insecta; Diptera; Drosophilidae. The coding region runs from base 1 to 648 and encodes 215 amino acids. The record is from RefSeq and is a predicted model, not a curated record.
AUGAAAGCCUUUACAUUUUUGCUUGUGGUUUUGGCUUCGGCCAGUUGUCUUUUGACUGCUCAGGCCAACCUUAUUGAAUCCAGCGAAUUGAGCUUGGAUACUGACUUGGAGGCUGACUUUGACUAUGAUUACGAAGUGGAACAACUUAUGGAUGAAAUGGAUGAUAGCUACGACUAUAUGGAGGUGGAGGAUUUUGGCGUCUUCCGUACCUUCAGGAAAAUCCUUUGGGCUGCCUUGAGGACGGUUCGUGGCGCCGAUUGCAUUAUCAGGGAGGUGGAAAGUGUGCUGGACGCUAGCAGAAACUUCCUGAAAUCCGUGGAGCGCUGCGGCUCCGAUAUUCCCAAGGAUGCUAAGGAGCUUGUCAAAUCCGUAAAGGACAUCGUCAGCAUCUCCGACACCAUCAUUAAGUUGCGUGCCAAGCUGUGCACCAAGAACCGAUUCAUCUUGACCAGACUGUACCACAAGCUGAGGUGCUUCUUCAGGGUGUUCGGGGCCACCUUGAAGCUGGUCAGGGAGAUUCCCAGGGCUCUGAGGGAGAUCGCCAAGUUGCCCGCUAAUGCCGGCCACUGCGUUAAGAAAGCCACCGACGACGUGAAAAGCUCUCUCACCUCCUUCUCUCCCAAAAUCAAGGUCUGCCUUAAGAAGUAA